AUGACGUUUUUGUACGAUGUCAAAAGUGUAUAUGUACAUGAAUUCGACCGGGGGGUUGUGAGUGACCAGGAUGGGACGAUGAACGAUGACGUUUCGCCAAUCCCUGGACCGAUAAACGGGGUUGUUCGACGAGGAGCAAAGACAAAAAAAGAGAAUCGACGAACAAGGCCCCAUCCGGCCGUCAUGAAUGGUAACCCUAGCGCGGGAGACGCAAUGCCGCAGGCCGUCUAUCCGAAGCCAGAGUGGUGA
Messenger RNA from Nannizzia gypsea CBS 118893, 249 nucleotides. RefSeq lists its product as hypothetical. The record is from RefSeq and is a predicted model, not a curated record. Lineage: Eukaryota; Fungi; Ascomycota; Eurotiomycetes; Onygenales; Arthrodermataceae. The coding region runs from base 1 to 249 and encodes 82 amino acids. The transcript is spliced from 3 exons.